CAGUAGAGGUCGUUAGUUUGGCAAGGAACUUCUGUGAAUGAACUUCCGGGAUGUAAUGUACGCCUAUUCAUUUGUUUUUGUGCAUUUCUAGGCGAAUAACAAAGUCCACAACAUAACAAGCCUAUGAGGGCUUCAUCAUCACCAGUCAAAAAGUGAUCCAAAGAUUCACACUGACCGCUCAUAAACUCGCAUACAUUUAUGGACGACACUUCAUUCCCAGUCGCUGGUGUUGUGAUAGCUGUUGUGUCCAGUUUUAUAAAUGGAUCCACGUUUGUACUACAGAAAAAGGGGAUACUGCGAGCCCGCAAAUCAGGAUAUAAUGUCAUUACAGGUGGAACUUACCUGGCUGACUGUGUGUGGUGGUGUGGUACACUUGCAAUGAUUGUGGGACAAAUAGGGAAUUUUCUGGCAUACAAUGUUGCCCCGGCAGUUGUGGUCACUCCCCUUGGAGCCCUGGGUGUCCUGUUUGGGGCCAUUCUGGCAUCCUGGCUGCUUCAGGAAGAUCUCAAUCUCAUAGGGAAACUUGGCUGCGCUUUGUGCUGUUGUGGUUCAGUUGUGCUCAUCAUUCACUCGCCCAAGUCGGAAAAUGUAACAUCAAGAGCAGAACUAGAGGAAAGACUGAUGGCUCCAGUGUUCCUGGUGUACAUCUCACUGGUGGUCUUGUUACUGAUCAUACUGAUCGGUUGGCUAUCUCCAGUUCACGGAAAAUCCAACAUUAUGGUGUACGUGGGCAUCUGUUCUCUCCUUGGGAGUUUCACUGUGCCGAGCAGCAAAGGCCUGGGACUGGCUGCUCAGGAGGCUUUCGGUGGAACACCUACAAGUGAUAGCGGAGCACUUUACCUCUUCCUGGGGUUGCUGGGAAUUCUCGUAGUCAGUAUUCUGAUCCAGUUCACCUUUAUCAACAAAGCCUUGGAGAGCUUUAGCUCUAACAUGUUUGAGGCCAUUUACUAUGUGACUUUCACCUCAUGUGUCAUCCUGGCCUCCGCAGUUCUUUUCAGGGAAUGGACAGCACUCGGUAUUGUGGACUGUUUGGGUAUUCUGUGUGGUUUUAUCACCGUAUCUGUGGGUGUUGCCUUAUUACGCAUCUCUCAAGAAGCUAAACUUGCUUGGAGCCAAACCAAAGCUAAAGAGGACUAACUUAUGAGUACUCAAUGUUUUUUAAUCAAUACUUGACAGAGUUGGUUUCACAAACACAGAUGGGAUAUGAUGAUGUGUUUACUAGUAAUUCACCAAAUAAGGGAGAUUUCCUAUAACAUUUUAUAGACUAGGUUAUAUUAUUUUAAAUAAAAUGUAUUUUAAUAUGGAAUUUACUGAUUAUUAUGCAUCAGUUUUAUCUCAGUCACUAAUAAAUACUUUUUUAAUAAAUUA
Molecule: messenger RNA, 1368 nt
Organism: Megalobrama amblycephala (Wuchang bream)
Lineage: Eukaryota; Metazoa; Chordata; Actinopteri; Cypriniformes; Xenocyprididae
Gene: nipa1
Product: NIPA magnesium transporter 1
Exons: 5
Coding region: 199-1137 (312 amino acids)
Biological process (GO): magnesium ion transport
Cellular component (GO): membrane
Molecular function (GO): magnesium ion transmembrane transporter activity
Source: RefSeq, a predicted model, not a curated record